GCAUCAGGUAACGAGGGAAAUUACGUUACACAAACUGUCUAUGGCUUUCUGGAUUUCACCACGACAAUUGGUAACACAGUCAUGGUUUUCUCACCACAGAGUGAUUCGGUUGUUCCACCAGAAGUGAAGUCUGCAUUUAAUGAAAUAACAGCCAACAACGUUAUUGAAACAAAGCCAGUUGUCACCAAAAACAAACCCGAAAUUAAACCAACUAAAACGGAAUCAAACAAAAAUAAAGAAACUUCGGUGAAAGUUGUCUCGGUGGUACAAGUGAAAUCCGAUCCUCCAGCAUCUGUGUCAUCCAAAAUCGAAAUUAAAUCUUCAGCAGUAGUUAAAUCAGUAGGCAAACCAAAACCUACAGAACAAGUAUCAAAACCAGUUAUUGUUAGUAGCAAAGUACAAAUCGUAGACGGUGCAGCGUCCACCAAACUAUCUGAAACUAAGAACAUUAUAACUAAAGUUGAAAAUGCUAGCGGAUCGACUAAGUUAGCACAACCGAUAAUUUCCAGCAAAAUAGAAUCUCGUAAAGAGCCGAUAUCCAGUGCCGUAUCGAGUAUCGUUCAAGUUAAAUCAGAUACAGAACCUGCAGUAGUGAUUGGAAAUAACAUAGGAGAGCCCGAAUAUGACUUCUUGUCUAGGCAACCUUCGGAAGUAGUAGAAGAAACCUUCAAAGUGAUAAAUCUUAAGCCAAGUUCGAAGUUUUUAUUGAAGCACAGACCCGCAACUGAUGUUAAGAAAAACGGAGCGACGAAAAGAGUAGAUCAUCCAACAGGUUUGGUGACAACAUUGGGAGGAACUGUCGUAAAAGACGGUACUACGACGGUGAUUGAAACUAGUGUUAUUGGAACAUAUAUUUCAGGAAAAUAUGCUCAAGUACUGCAAAGCACCUCAAGAAAAAUCAAUCCGACACAAAGUCUUCGAAUAUUGAAAACUGCUGCACCUUCGUUAGGACAUGGGAACAAGCAGAGACAAAUAGAUCCCACACCAGCUGCUAGCUAUAAUGAAGCGACAUCUGCUUUACCGGUUGAAAAUUCUAUAAAGACCUCUAGGAAGUCUCCAAGUGGCGGAAGUGCUUACAAAAGAUUCAAAAAUAGACACAAGGAAUCCGUCGCCGUUUCUGAAGACGAGAACGAACGACCGGAUAUCAUCACUCCACAGCCCAAUUACAAGAAAUCUCAGAAAAAUCGGAGUCAAUCACAAAACGUCAGGAACUCCAAACACCACACAACCACAAACAGUCAAGUACCAAAAAAUAGAAGAAAUAGAAAUCGAAAAGCAACUACUACAUCCAAACCGUCUCUAAAUAGCGAAGAUGUACCGACCACCGCAUCAGGCAAAAAAUUUUCGUCCAAUCGAAGAACGAAGACUAGCAGAGUUGCUAGUAGUAGUGAAGCUACGACGGCCAGUAACAGCGGGUUCACCAGACGCACUUACAAGCCGAAAGUGCAACCAUCUAGUGUGGAUAAUGGAGGAAGCGGAUCGUCCAGUCUGUACAAGUUUAAACUUAACAGAUCACCAGGCAGAUGGCAGUACAAAACCACUUCGAAGCCCCGGGUAACUAUCCGAAAACAAAACACCGACGAAACGGCAAACAAUAACGAAACUCCCGGGAUAUCUUCUCCUAUUCCGCCGUCAUCAGGACAGGAAGUUUCCCGCUCUCAAAUCAACGAUGUUGUCACUCCCCAAGCCCGAUCCGACGAUGUAGAUAGCCUCGAAGAAUCUGAAUCAAUUGCUUCAAUAAUUGAUGACGAAAGCGCUACAGCGAAUAAACUUGACGCCAUUUCUCCGGCUUUUCCAGUGGAAACUAUUAAAGUCGAAAUUUCCACUCCUUCAGAUUUUGGAGAUAUUUACUACGAAAUAGCGACCAUCAAAACACCAUAUACUUUUCAGGUGGGUAACGUAAAAAAUACCAGAUACGUAACCGUCACCUCGACAUUCGAAAAGAGCUUCGAACGUUCAAUCGACCCAACCCCAAAAGCAGCCGAACCCCUAACGGAAAACAUCCUAGCGACAUCGAGCAAUUACGCCAAAGACAACAAUUUCUUGGAUUCGAGCAUAGCGACAUUACCGCCUCUAUAUCUUGCAUCCGAUAUGGAAACCCCGCCUCUAGAAACGCUUACGGAAACCUUCAGCACGACACAGACGAUGUUAAAAACACACAUUUUGCCGGUUGUUCGGCAUGGGAAUGACACCAGUAGCUCGACACUAGUGCAGACCUAUUUUGUAACGAGAUUGAUUACAGCCACGAAAACUUUACCACCAAUGGAAGCUUACCAUUUCAUUCCCAGCAAAGUAUUAAAUGAAUUCAAUAGUCAUCUCGAUGAAGCAGGUUCCGAGCUACACUUGGAACUCGAAUUUGGUGAUCAAAACGAUCAAGAUGAAGGGUUAGUCAGAAAAGUAUCAUUGCCUGCAGACUUAGAUCUAGCAAAUAUAGGAUCUAACUUCGAUUUGUCCGAUGUUGACAAAUCUAGAAUAUUGGAAGCACAUGUUAGACCUAAAAAGGCGCAAUCUCCUAUAAAACCUCCGAUAAAUGAAUUAUCUAAUCCACAAACGCCAGUAAGUCCGGAUCAACUACAGCAAUUAGCUUUGUACAAAUUCCUGAAUCCGCAAGCAGCAGGUGCAGGUCAAGUGAUAACCACAUCAAAACCAGUGCUAAAAGUGGAAACCUUAUACGAAACUUUCAUUUUACCUGUUACUCAAGGCCAUAACACUAUCCAAAGUACUAUUUCUAGAUUGAAAGGAACUAUCACUAAAACAGAUUAUGAGUACGGCACUAGUACUAUUGCUCCAGCGUUCCCACAGAUACCUCAAUUACAACCUCAAAUACCUCAGCUUCCUCAAAUACCUCAGCUCAAUCCUUUCUUACCGCAAGCGCAACCUCAGCUGGUUGUAACUUCCUCUCCUAUCGUGCAAAGUACUAUGGUUACUCAAACCAAUAGUAAAGUUUUGAAAUUAACAUUUGGUGCUAAGACAGCUCACACUACCAUCUAUUCUACAACAGUAAUACCAACUGUAACGACUUCUUAUGUAACAGCGUCAAUUCCCGUACCCACCGCUGCGUUUCCCGGAUACUUCCCGGCUCCUUUUCCAGGUUAUCCUUAUGUAGGAUAAAUUAAGGCAGUUAAUUUAAUGCACUAGUCAAAUAAUUGAUGAACAUAAUCAUGUUUUCCAUUAUUCUUUGUU
Molecule: messenger RNA, 3183 nt
Organism: Diorhabda sublineata
Lineage: Eukaryota; Metazoa; Arthropoda; Insecta; Coleoptera; Chrysomelidae
Product: mucin-5AC
Exons: 9
Coding region: 82-3111 (1009 amino acids)
Source: RefSeq, a predicted model, not a curated record